This is a messenger RNA of Mya arenaria, 705 nucleotides long. RefSeq lists its product as uncharacterized. The transcript has a single exon. Gene Ontology annotation, cellular component: extracellular matrix. NCBI's taxonomy places the organism in Eukaryota, Metazoa, Mollusca, Bivalvia, Myida, Myidae. The record is from RefSeq and is a predicted model, not a curated record. Bases 1 to 705 code for a protein of 234 amino acids.
AUGCACAGCCUGGGAAGGACUCUUCAAGAAUUCUCGUUUGGAAUUGUCGGAGAGAAUUGGCCAACGUCAAUACAAGAACUACGACAUGUGACAACAUUGCAAGUAGGCCCAUUGUCACUGUCCACUUUGCCGGACCAUGCAUUUAUACACAUGCCGCUAGUAAAACUGACCUUCGCCGAAACAAAUCUUGAAGCCAUUCCGCACGUCAUUUGCAGAAUCAAUCAACUCCGCUCUCUGGAAUUCAACACAACCAACGUUGUCGACUUUGCCACGAUGGUUCCCCAUUGCGCAACAGGUGGUCAUCAUUAUGAAGGUCUUCACUCCCUGACGUUAGCUGGCACUGACCUGUACGAACUACCAAUGAACAUCUUCUCAUCUUUUCCGCACCUGACCUCGCUGCGAAUCUACGACCUGAAAGACGCAUCCUCGAGCAAUAUUAACAACAUUCAAUUUCCAUCGAAUAACAAGAUUCGGCACCUCGGACUUGAUUCGAAUAAUCUUGUCUCGAUUCCUCGCAGCAUAACAACACUGCCGCAUCUUCAGUCUCUUGACUUGGCGAGAAAUCAGAUUCAGUGCGGGUGCUUGAUGUCGUGGAUGCUACAUUGGGAGGGUCGACAGAACGUCAACAUCACCGGGGAAUGUGAAAACUACAAUAUGAGCAUCGCCGACUUUAUUGACACAAAACUGAAGACAUUUUGUCAUUAG